Molecule: messenger RNA, 2101 nt
Organism: Gymnogyps californianus (California condor)
Lineage: Eukaryota; Metazoa; Chordata; Aves; Accipitriformes; Cathartidae
Gene: CORO6
Product: coronin 6
Biological process (GO): cell migration; actin filament organization
Molecular function (GO): actin filament binding
Source: RefSeq, a predicted model, not a curated record
CGCAGCGCCGGGCGCGCCCGCAGCGCGCAGGAGCCGCGGAGCGCAGCCAUGAGCCGCCGCGUGGUGCGCCAGAGCAAGUUCCGGCACGUCUUCGGGCAGCCGGUGAAGGCCGACCAGAUGUACGAGGACAUCCGUGUCUCCAAGGUGACGUGCGACAGCUCCUUCUGUGCCGUCAACCCCAAGUUUGUGGCCAUCAUCGUGGAGGCCGGCGGCGGGGCCUUCAUCGUCCUGCCCCUUGCCAAGACAGGACGGGUAGACAAGAACCACCCGCUGGUGACGGGGCACACGGCGCCCGUGCUGGACAUUGACUGGUGUCCCCACAACGACAACGUCAUCGCCAGCGCCUCGGAGGACACCACUGUCAUGGUGUGGCAGGUCCCCGACUACGUCCCCGUGCGCAACAUCACGGAGCCGGUGGUGACGCUGGAGGGACACUCCAAGCGGGUGGGCAUCAUCUCGUGGCACCCCACCGCCCGCAACGUCCUGCUCAGCGCAGGCUGUGACAACCUGGUGAUCCUCUGGAAUGUGGGCACGGGGGAGAUGCUGCUGGUGCUGGAGGACAUGCACACCGACCUCAUCUACAACGUGGGCUGGAACCGCAACGGCAGCCUCCUCGUCACCACCUGCAAGGACAAGAAGGUCCGCAUCAUCGACCCCCGCAAGCAGCAGAUCGUGGCGGAGAGGUUUGCCCCCCACGAAGGGCUGAGGCCCGUGCGGGCCAUCUUCACGCGGGAAGGACUCAUCUUUACCACGGGCUUUACCAGAAUGAGCCAGCGGGAGCUGGGCUUGUGGGACCCGAAAAACUUUGAGGAGCCCAUCGCCCUGCAGGAGAUGGACACGAGCAACGGGGUCUUGCUGCCCUUCUACGACCCCGACUCCAGCAUUGUCUACCUCUGCGGGAAGGGUGACAGCAGCAUCCGGUACUUCGAGAUCACGGACGAGCCGCCCUACGUGCACUACCUGAACACCUACAGCAGCAAGGAGCCGCAGCGGGGCAUGGGCUUCAUGCCGAAGCGCGGGCUGGACGUCAGCAAGUGCGAGAUCGCCAGGUUCUUCAAGCUGCACGAGCGCAAGUGCGAGCCCAUCGUUAUGACGGUGCCGCGCAAGUCAGAUCUCUUCCAGGACGACCUGUACCCCGACACGCCGGGCCCCGAGCCGGCCCUGGAGGCGGACGAGUGGCUGUCGGGGAAGGAUGCGGAGCCCAUUCUCAUCUCGCUGCAGGACGGCUACGUCCCCAUCAAGAACCGGGAGCUGAAGGUGGUCAAGAAGAACAUCCUGGACAACAAGCCCCCCCCGGGCUCUCGCCGCAGCCACUCCACCUGCGACCUCGACUUCUCUCGGCCAGCCUUGGAGGAGGUGCUGGAGGAGAUCCGUGCCCUGAAGGAAAUGGUCCAAGCGCAGGAGAAGCGCAUCUCUGACCUGGAGAACAAACUCUGCCAGUUCACCAAUGGCACGGACUAGCGCGGUGGCCACGGCCACGGCCACGGGCAGGGCGAGGACUGCCCCGACCCCUCUGGGGAUUAAAGCCGAGUCCCCGCAGAGGGCAGGAGCCCAGAGCCGUGUUCUUUCCCCAGGAGCCGAGGCUGCAGGGAGGGGGGUCGGACCCUGACCCCCCCCCCCACCACUGGCAUCGCUUGCAUCCUGCUCCCGGGGUGGCCUGGCAUAUCAACACCCCGCUGCAGCACCCAGGGAGGUCCUGCUUCGGUGCCCGCAGGCUGGGGCUGCUGAGCAUCCCUCCUCAGGGACCUGCAAGCUGGACACCAGCGUCCUCCCAGGACAGGGGGCUGCCGGCCCCCCCCCAGCCGGGAUGCACUUGGGUACGGUGCUACAUCCGCCCCUCGCUGUCCCCCUCGCCUCCCCCUGCCCCAUCGCCCCCCUCGGCGGGUGCUCCCAACCGGCUCUUUGCUCCUGGGUCCCCCUUUAAUAAAGGGCUCAGCCACCCGUGGCUGUGUGGCAGGUACCAGGGACGUGGGACCACCAUGCCGGGGGGGUCCUGCCUGCACCCCGCUGCCUGCACAGCCCCGGCACAGGCGGACAGAGGCCGAGAGAGAAAAACAUUAAAGAGCAUUUAUUGGUGUUGGCCGCGGUCGGAGCUGCUCGG